Molecule: messenger RNA, 1611 nt
Organism: Colletotrichum scovillei
Lineage: Eukaryota; Fungi; Ascomycota; Sordariomycetes; Glomerellales; Glomerellaceae
Product: thioredoxin reductase
Exons: 3
Coding region: 485-1468 (327 amino acids)
Biological process (GO): removal of superoxide radicals
Cellular component (GO): cytoplasm
Molecular function (GO): thioredoxin-disulfide reductase (NADPH) activity
Source: RefSeq, a predicted model, not a curated record
GUCUCCCAGAUCCCGGCCACCACCAUUAGAAAUCACUUUAGCUGUUCUGCUGUUGCUGCAGAACCACUGUCUGUACUCCGUGCUACCACUGCCAUCCCGGGUCUGCCGUCACGAUAGCGGUCCACGAGUUUCCAAGCCUUGAUUGGAAGCAAACCCCGUCGCCGUGGCCGUCCUGCCCCCUUCCCAUUCGUUUUGCCCCUCCACCCCUCCUCUCUCUCACACGCCCCCUGGCGUACUGUGAGUCUGUGGCACCCCCCUCCUCCCCUCUUGCUGUACAUAUAUCUCUCUUUUUCUGAUACCCCGCCAUUUUUGGAGAGGAUAGUGCGUGUUCCUGAACGCGCAUAUCACCGCCAAACUGUUCUCUUCAACCUUUAGACGAACAAUUCUUCGCUCAAGCGCCACUGGUCUAUCCUUUGCCGCAGCCACCACAUCUCUCAAGAAGAACUCUACGAACCCUGUUGAUUUACAGUCAAGUGCCCGCAAAAUGCACAGCAAGGUUGUCAUCAUUGGCUCUGGGCCUGCUGCCCACACCGCCGCCGUCUACCUGGCGCGCGCUGAGCUGAAGCCCGUCCUGUACGAGGGCUUCAUGGCCAACGGCAUCGCCGCCGGCGGUCAGCUCACCACCACCACCGACGUCGAGAACUUCCCCGGUUUCCCCAAGGGCAUCAUGGGCGGCGAGCUCAUGGACAACAUGAGGGCCCAGUCCGAGCGCUUCGGCACCACAAUCAUCUCCGAGACCGUCGCCAACCUCGACCUCUCCUCCCGCCCCUUCAAGUACUCGACCGAGUUCGAGCCCGAGACCACCCACACCGCCGACGCCGUCAUCCUCGCCACCGGCGCCUCCGCCAAGCGUCUCAACCUUCCCGGCGAGGACAAGUACUGGCAAAACGGCGUCUCCGCCUGCGCCGUGUGCGACGGCGCCGUCCCCAUCUUCCGUGGCAAGCACCUCGUCGUCAUCGGCGGCGGCGACUCGGCCGCCGAGGAGGCCCUCUACCUCACAAAGUACGGCUCCCACGUCACCGUCCUCGUCCGCCGCGACGUCCUCCGCGCCUCGCAGAUCAUGGGCAACCGCCUCAAGGGCCACGAGAAGGUGACGAUCCGCUGGAACUCGGCCGGCAAGGAGAUCAGGGGCGGCGACGACGGCCUCAUGAGCCACCUCGUCGUCAAGGACACCGUCACGGGCGAGGAGGAGACGCUCGAGGCCAACGGCCUCUUCUACGCCAUCGGCCACGAGCCCGCGACCUCGCUCGUCAAGGGACAGCUCGAGACCGACGAGGAGGGCUACGUCGUCACCAAGCCCGGCACGCCGCUGACCAACAUCGAGGGUGUCUUCGCCGCCGGUGACGUCCAGGACAAGAGAUACAGACAGGCCAUCACCAGUGCCGGUACCGGCUGCAUGGCUGCCAUGGACGCCGAGAAGUACCUCGCCGAGCUCGAGGACGGCGACCCCAAGGACCCUUCCAACUGACUAGAUCAUCACCUCUAAAUUCAGAAAGAAAAAAAAGAAGAGUCGUGAAUGGGCUAUUUUGUGAGCCGCAUAAUGAUAUAGAAGAGCCUCUAGACUAGAUAUGCCGGCAAAAAGCACCGAAAAAAUAGACUUUUGAAUUCAAG